CAAAAUAACCCGUGGUAUUUUCGUGAAUUUAUUCAAAGUUGAGUUUGUUUCAGCUAAGGGCUACAAGUUGGUCCUUCUUUUUAAUCUCACCAUUCCCUAAUUCUCUUCUCUCAAUUUUCUCUCUUUCCAAACAGAAUUACUCCAAUAUUCUAUCACUAUAAUUCCUUCUCAAUUUUCUCUCAGAAAUAUUUUUAUUUUUUUUGCCUGUUAGAGAAGUUUCUAGAAACUUUUUUUCAACUAUGAAAAAUUGUGAGCUAUGUAAUGGAUUGGCUAGGAUAUACUGUGAAUCAGACCAGGCGAAUUUGUGUUGGGACUGUGAUAUGAAGGUGCACUCGGAGAACUUUCUUGUAGCGAAGCACUCGAGGUCGUUAUUAUGCCACGUGUGCCAAUCGCAGACAGCUUGGUCGGCUACAGGUGCAAAGAUUGGCCGGACAGUCUCUGUAUGUGAAAGAUGCUCGAACGACAACAAAAACAUACCGAGUGUAAUCCUACAAGUGACGAUUAGUGAGGGUAGAAUGUACUCAGACAUUAUCCCUACCUUGACAGGUAGAGAUGAAAUUGGUGGAGAAGAAGUCGAAAGAAUAGAUGAUAAUAAUGAUGUUGAGCAGGAGGAGGAGGAGAUUGAUUUAGAGGAUAUUCAGGUUGUUCCGUGGUCAUCUGCUCCGCCUCCACCACUACCGUCGAGUUCAUCCAGCAGUGAUGAAUCGUUGAAUAGCUUUGGAGACUUUUCUUUGAAACGAAUGCGUGAAGAUGACAUGAUUGUGUAACUUCAACAUCUAUGAGAACGCCUUCGAAGAUCCAGAGAACUGAAGAGAGCUUUAAUGGGUCGGGUUGAAACUGAAGAGAUCCAGUGUGGUAAUUGACCACUGAUUGACGCUUAUGUUUGGCUAACACCAACACGUCAUUUCUACUUUUAUUUUUAUUUUUGUAAAUUACAGAUAGUCAUUUCUACUCUUACGUACCUAAAUCUUUGUAGUCAGUGAAAUUACAGAUAGCCAUUUCUACUUUUACUUACCUAAAUCUUUGUAGUCGGUGAAUUUCACAUCAUAUGGUUCUUAGGAUAAGAUUUAAUUUAUUCUACUCAAUCUUUAGAUGGUUUGACUAAUGGGGUGUAUUAUUUUGUUUUUUACUGUGUGUAGUUUGUUUUAGGAUAAUGUUAAGAAUUCAAUAAAUCUUCCAUGGAUUAUCAAGAAACUAGAAGGUUUGUAAAUU
This is a messenger RNA of Lycium barbarum (goji berry), 1212 nucleotides long. RefSeq names its product zinc finger protein CONSTANS-LIKE 4-like. NCBI's taxonomy places the organism in Eukaryota, Viridiplantae, Streptophyta, Magnoliopsida, Solanales, Solanaceae. Gene Ontology annotation, molecular function: zinc ion binding. The record is from RefSeq and is a predicted model, not a curated record. The transcript has 2 exons. Bases 240 to 767 code for a protein of 175 amino acids.